This is a messenger RNA of Bactrocera oleae (olive fruit fly), 2355 nucleotides long. RefSeq lists its product as uncharacterized. The record is from RefSeq and is a predicted model, not a curated record. NCBI's taxonomy places the organism in Eukaryota, Metazoa, Arthropoda, Insecta, Diptera, Tephritidae.
UUGAAAUGGUUUCAUGGCAUGAAUUCGCCUUGAUUUGGUUUGAGUGGUCGCCAUUGUUCUGCCAAUAGGAAUAUUAAUUUUCAUUCGUUGUUGAACCGUUUUCGGGUAAAGUGUGUUACACAAUUUUUCUCUAACGAUUUUAAACGCAUAUGUAUGUGUGUAUAGCAUAUCUAUGAGUGCGUGUGCUUUCAAAUACAUACUAUUUUACAAAUCGCCAAUUAUAGCAAUUGUGGUAAAAUUAGUAUAACUACAAUUGCAGUUAGAACCAGCAAGUGUUUAGUGGCGAUUAUAGUAAUAGCAACAAACAUUGUAGGCACAACGACCCGCCAUAAAAACGCAAUUGAGUGCAGUGAAAAUUUAUAUAUUGUGAGAAUUUUUCACAGCAAGUGGAAAGUGUGAAAACGUAUAUAAUUACAAGAGUACGAUAGAAGAAAAAGAAAAAAUAUACAUAUAUUAAUUAAUUUUAAACGAUAUUUGUGCAUGUUUUAUCAACGUUAUACGGAAAGAGAAAAAAUCUUGUGUAAAUCAAUAAACGAAAUGGCACCCUGCCAAGUUCAUCCCAUACUGUAUCACAGUAAUAAAAGCGCUAGGACACGUCCAGAGCGUCCGACUGGUGGCGUGCGUAGAAAUCUCUUCGGUCCACCCGAUCAAAAUGAAAUGGCGCGUAAUUUCGACAUUGAAAAUGCCCGCCAACUAAAACGUUUGAAUAAUUAUAAAAUCAUUGGUGAAAUUGAGCCAAGUAGCAAUGAACGACCGCUACCGGAUCUGAUUGCCAAGGAAGUAGAGGAGGCGUGUAAAAAAGAAAAUAAAAAAAAUACAAAUGAGAAGCUUGAACAAAUUAAGAAUAGUGACGAUGAUGAUGCGUUGACCAUGCGACAGAAGCAGAUUGAGAAAACACCAACGCUCCAUACCGUUCGUGCCAACACCAAAUCGGUCACCGAAGCAGCACGUUACAAACCCUACACUACGCAGACACUAAUCACUGAUGUGAUGCCAAAGCGAAAAGCCAUACCACCGCCUUAGAUGCUGAUAAAUGUUUUAGAUGGAUGUGAUAAUGCGGGUUAUGUACUAAGCGUUUGCUGCUGCAGCUGAAGGGGAGAGCACAUUGAUUUGAAAACUGUGAAAAUUGAAAACAAAAAACACAAAAUGAUAAUUACACAACUGGCGGAGACAUUGUCAUUAGCUGCGUGCAGCUUGUGACGCCAAUUGCCGAAUUAGUGAAAUUCAUUAUUUGCUAUUUUUAAAUUUUAUUUUUAUUUUUAUUUUGUAAUUUAUUUUUAUUUUAUUUAAUUUUUUAUAUGUUUAUAAUAUUUGUUUUUGUAUGAAAAACAUACUGUCAUUGCUACUAAAAAAGUCAAAGUGGCGUGUUAAGUUUAAAAAAGUAUACAUACAUAAAAGUAUAUUAACGCAUUUGCACGCAGGCUAACAAAGUGCAGCCCACAGUUCCGUAUGGCUAUAUAUACUAAGGAACAAACGGCUGCGCGGCGCGGCAUAAGCGAAUAAGAAGCAGCGAAAUUGUGUGUGUAGAGUGGCUGGCCAGUGCAAUUUUACUUUCUUUAUUUUAUUUUUUAUUUUAUUUUUUUUUUUUACGAACGUUUAAGUUUUCACUCCUCCCCCAUAUCAUCAUGUCAAUCGUUCAAUUUGUUGGCCUGUGUUAUUAACCAAAACAUUCAUACAAAAAAAAAAAACUUUGGAAUGAUCUCAAUUUAGCAAUGUUGUAGUGUGUGUGUAAGAGUAUUAUUUUUCCUCUUUAAUAAAAAAGAAAUAUACAUAAAAGUACCAAAAAAACAACACACAUUACAUAAUAUAAAAACUAAUUAUUUUAAUUGAAUGUACAUCGAAUUUGUAUUUUUAUUAUGGGUUGAAAAUGAUUACAAAAUUUUUAAACAAAUUAAAUUUUUAUUUUUAAUUUACUCACAAUGCAACACUUCAUAGAAUUACAAAAAAAGGCAAAACUACAACACAAGCAAAAAAUAUAUAAAGAAAUAGACUAAAAACAAUAAAAAUAAAAUAAAUGUGCAACAAACAAUUUUGUAAGCAAAUUCAAACAAAUUAUGUAAUAAAAUACUGCGCUGGUAAGAGUAAUGGUUGGAUUUAUGCAACAGUUGAUUUUGAGAAAUUUCGAAAAAAAUAGCAUUCAAAGUGCGCAUUUCGUUCAUUAAAAUUUUAGUUGAUGAUAAAAUCUGAAUUUUUAAACAAAAAAUAAAAAUCAAAACUGUGUGCCGUUAUAACCAUACACGCUUGUCGGCGCAGUUGCAUUUGUUGGUGUUGUAUUGAAUGCACUGAAGCAUAUGCGCAAUGGCAAUAGUCGAAAAUAGUAAGAUUUAACUUUAAAAUACAAAAAAAAAAGCAACA